Peromyscus maniculatus bairdii (prairie deer mouse) is the source of this 947-nucleotide messenger RNA. Its product is annotated as regenerating islet-derived protein 3-beta-like. The record is from RefSeq and is a predicted model, not a curated record. Lineage: Eukaryota; Metazoa; Chordata; Mammalia; Rodentia; Cricetidae.
AGGAGGUAAUAUUUGUGAAUUUUUUCCAUCUUUUCCAGGAAGAGACUCCUGCUCUUUCUGGGAACUUCCUUUAGUCCAUGCCAAGCACUACCCACCAUCCUAACCUGCAUCAGCAUUCCAGUUAUUCUCUUGGAUGUCCCUCCCUCAAAUCCUGUUAUAAAAGCAGAGUCAUCUCUGCCCUGACAAACCACUCCAGAUUUCUGCAAGAAGGACAAGAUGUUGUCUCGCAGAGCCCUUGCCAGCCUGUCCUGGAUGCUGCUCUCCUGCCUGAUGCUCUUAUCUCAGGUGCAAGGUGAAGACUCCCCGAAAGAAGUACCCUCACCACGCAUUAGCUGUCCCGCGGGCUCCCGGGCUUAUGGUCCUUACUGUUAUGCCUUGUUUCGGAUACCACAGACAUGGUUCGAUGCAGAAUUGGCCUGCCAGAAGAGGCCCUCAGGACACCUCGUGUCUGUGCUCAGUGGAUCCGAGGCUUCAUUCCUGUCUUCCCUGGUGAAGAGUACCGGGAACAGCUACCAAUACAUCUGGAUUGGGCUCCACGAUCCCACCCUGGGUGAACAACCCAAUGGAGAUGGAUGGGAGUGGAGUAACAGUGAUGUGAUGAAUUACUUUAACUGGGAGAGGAAUCCAUUCACUGCCUUAGACCGUGGCUUCUGUGGCAGCUUGUCAAGAGCUUCAGGAUUUCUGAAAUGGAGAGAUAAUAUCUGUGAUAUGAAGUUGCCCUAUGUCUGCAAAUUCAGUGGUUAGCCUUACCCAAAACAAAUAACCAAAAUUUGUCCUGGAGCUCAUCAUGGACAAGAGACUAAAUAUGAAGACUCACUCAGGAAGAACAUGUUUUAUCCACGGUCCACAUCAGAUCCCUCAUCUGCUCUUUCCAGAUCUUGCCUUAGUCAUUUCUGUAUAUGUUGUGGCCUGAAGUCUCAGAGAGCAAUAAUAAAACUUUAGUCACA